Nylanderia fulva is the source of this 1281-nucleotide messenger RNA. It is a transcript of the gene MED7, whose product is annotated as mediator complex subunit 7. Gene Ontology annotation, biological process: regulation of transcription by RNA polymerase II. The record is from RefSeq and is a predicted model, not a curated record. NCBI's taxonomy places the organism in Eukaryota, Metazoa, Arthropoda, Insecta, Hymenoptera, Formicidae. Gene Ontology annotation, cellular component: core mediator complex; mediator complex. Gene Ontology annotation, molecular function: transcription coregulator activity.
UUCGGGCGAUUCGCCGCGAGACGUGGAUACGUCAAACGUCAAAUCGACUCGCGUAAUCCGAGAUCUGACAAAAUGGCGGACUAGCGGUCGCCUGUCGCUUUGUUUUUCUUGGAAGGCGUUUACGUUAUUGUCAUAUAUACUGUCGCAUCUUCAAGAACGUAAUACGGGGAAGGAUAAUUUUUCGAAGUUUGUUUGGAGGAUUCGAGAAGGAGACGCACAAGUUACCUCUUUUCUCUUGAAUAGAAAAAGAAUACCGUCUAAAUUACGUGUUUACAAAAACUGGUCUAACCUAUCUAUAUCUACCUGUUACGUUGGAAAUCUUCGUCUCUCGUCGAUGAGUCGAGGACACAGUUUGUCAUCGUGAUCGGUUCAUCGGUUGAGACAUGUCAGCUCCCGAAGCGAUACAAGUCAGUUCCCUCCCGUUGCCGCCCGUGCAAUAUAUCAAUCAGUACACGGAUGAAAAUGUACGUCGUGGAAGAGCUCCGCGGCCACCGCCGCCGAUUCACGACAGCUACUCCAUGUUCGGUAAUGUGUUCAAUGCGGACGACACGAUUAUCAGACCGCUGGAGGCUCAAGGAAUCAAAAGACUGUACCCGCAACACUUUGACCGUCGACGCGAAUUGAAGAAGCUCAAUCACUCUCUGCUCGUGAAUUUCUUGGACUUGAUAGAUUUACUCGUUCAAUGUCCAGACAGUCCCAGACGUGCAGAGAAGGUCGAAGACUUGAGUUUGUUAUUUAUCCAUAUCCAUCAUCUAUUGAAUGAAUUUAGACCGCACCAGGCCAGGGAAACGUUACGAGUUAUGAUGGAAAUACAGCGUAGACAGCGUCUUGAAACAGCACUGCGUUUCCAGAAGCAUCUUGAAAAAGUUCAAGAAAUAUUACAGCAUGCCUUACAGAUGCUUCCAGAUACUUCGGAACUGGAUUCUAAACUUGCAAUAAAUACAGAUAUUAUGGAAUCAGUUGAUAACAUGGGUUUUAAACAACAAACUCAGGAUCCAUGUAGUCCGAGCGAUCGUAUUAUGUGUAAGGUGAUAGACGAUAUGAUUUCUUCAAAUGGAUUAUUUUGAGUGCUAAUUAAUUAAUAAUUUAUCAGUGAAUAUCCUAUAAUAUGUACAUAUAAGUUACAAUGGUGAUACAAGGAUAAAAUGUGAUCUUUUUUCAAUAUUUAUUUACAAUUUUUUUAAAUACUAGGAUUAGUUAUUUAAGAAUUGUAAGAAUAAUUUGAAGUAUUGUUUAGAAUUAGUCUUCUCAAAAGAUAAUAGAAGUACUGCUCGAAACACA